AUGGGACGCUCCAGUCCGUUCCAACUUGGGGCUAUCCUUGCUCUCGCCCUUGCUUGCCGCGUCUUGGGCCAGGAUGACGCAUCAACCCUGUUCAGCUUUGCACCGGCUGAAGGGGGGCGGAAUGGUCUCAAGCUAGCAGGGGUCGGAGUUGCUCCAAAUAUCCUCGUAUCGGGGGACGAUUUCUCCGGGGUUCAACGAGCUGCAAACGACCUCGCCAUUGAUUUUGGCAGAGUGCUGGGUACCAAUGCGUCCGUCUCCAAGACCGACACGCCACCAGAAGGCGUAUCUGACCCUGCGAUAAUCGUGGGAACUCUUGGAAAGUCGCCCCUCGUCAAAGCCUUGGUCCACUCUGGACAGGUUGAUGUGACGGAGAUCGAAGGUAAAUGGGAAGCGUACACAUCCCAGCUUAUCAAGAAUGAGAGCGGUGCAACAGUUGCUCUUGCAAUCAUCGGAAGCGACCUGCUUGGUACCAGCUUUGGAGUCUAUGAUGUAUCCGAACAGAUCGGCGUGUCGCCCUGGCAUUGGUGGGCGGACGUCCCCUCAAAGAAGCGAGACUUCAUCUUUGCUCCCAGCAAGUCCAAGGUCCAAGGCUCGCCAUCCGUAAAAUUUCGCGGGAUCUUCUUCAAUGAUGAAGCUCCCGCCCUGACAAAUUGGGCCAAGGCCAAAUUUCCCUCGAGCCAGUACGGCAAUCCUUUCACCUCGCAGUUCUACGCUAGGGUCUUCGACUUGCUGCUCAGGAUGAAGGGCAAUUACCUCUGGCCGGCCAUGUGGAGCGGUAUGUUCUAUGUUGACGAUGCUAAGAACGGGCCAAUGGCAGCCGAGUAUGGUAUUUACAUGGGAACGUCUCAUCACGAGCCCAUGGCCAGGGCAGACAAGGAGCAAGGCCGGUUCUGCCAGGGCGCUUGGGACUGGUCCAGGAACCAGGCGAACGUGAAGAAGUUCAUGACGGAGGGAGCCCAGCGUGCAAAGGGCUGGCCGACCAUCUUCACCUUGGGUAUGCGAGGCAGCGGCGAUGCUGCAUCUGCCACACUCACGUCGCAGAGUUUGCAACAGGUCAUCAAGUUUCAACAGUCUGCCCUGACCGCAGCCACGGGGAAGAACCUGUCUGAGAUUCCCCAGGCCUGGGUGAUGUAUAAGGAAGUUCCUGGGUAUUGGCAGAAAGGCAUGGAUGUGUCGGAGGACGUGACGCUGCUCUGGUCCGACGACAACAGAGGCAACAUUCGAAGAAUCCCGACGGCCAAGGAGAAACAGCGCCGAGGCGGGUCCGGGAUGUAUUACCACUUCGACUAUGUUGGCUCGCCGCGGAAUUACAAGUGGAUCAAUACUAUCCAACUUCAGAAGACCUGGGAGCAGAUGCACUUGGCGUUUGAGAGGGGGAAUCAGAUGAUGUGGAUUGCGAAUGUUGGAGAUCUCAAGGCACUGGAACUGCCAACAAGUCACUUCCUAGCUAUGGGUUACGACAUGUCCAAGUUCUCUUCGCCAGAGAGCACAAGAAAAUGGCUCAAGAACUGGGCGAGUGUUCAACUUGAUGAUAGCGUGGCCGAAGACACGGCUCAGAUCAUGUCAACGUACGGCAUGUUGACUGCACGCCGCAAGUAUGAGGACCUAAGCAUCACUCCAUUUGCCUUCAGCGCAGUCGAGUAUGAUGAGGCAGAGAAGAACUACCACGAGUGGGAGGUUCUCCUCAACUUCACACAGUCAACCUACGACAAGCUACCGGAUGAUAUAAAAGUCCCUUUCUUCCAGAUGGUCCUGCAUCCCGUCAAGGCAGGCAAGCAAGUCUUUGAGAUCUAUAGCAAGGCUGCGCUGGCAUCACGAUACGUGACGGAGAGGCGCAUCCGGGCCAACGAGUUCUCCCAGGAUGCCAGGGAUGCCUUUGCUGCCGACACGGCGCUGGCUAAGGAAUACCAUGCGAUGUUGAACGGCAAGUGGAACCACAUGAUGGAUCAGACUCACAUCGGGUACAACAACUGGCAGGAGCCGCCGCGCAACUCUCUCCCUAACCUUCAGUCACUUUCUGCCGGCGGAGGAGGAAAGCUGGUCGGUGUCGGGAUUCAAGGUUCAGCAACCAGCGGCACGGAUGCGGCACGGAUCACGCUCCAGCCGAUGACCCAGUACAUGUCACCGGCAGAAGAGAGAUACAUUGAUGUGUUUCUGCGACAGUCUGGCUCAGUAUCGUAUACUAUCGAGUCCGCGGCCAGCUACGUCAACAUCACGAAUCCAUCGAGCAGUCUGGCAUCUACAGGAGGGCCGUCGCAGCUACAAUCUAUCAUUCAGGUCGACUGGAGCGCCGUUCCAGUCGGGAGCUCCUCUGCCGAGCUUACGGUAAAGGCAGGAUCUCAGAGCACAGUUGUUGUCGUUCCCCUUCAAAAGCUUGAGAACCUACCCACCGGCUUUGAGGGCCACGUGGAGUCCGGUGGCGCGGUGUCCAUCGAAGCAAGUCAUUACCGAACAGUGGACAACGGCGGGGACGCUGUCGGCUAUGUGAAGAUCCCGGACUACGGGCGCACCCUGGCCGGUGUCAAAUUGUGGCCCGUGACUGUCGAGGGCCAGUCCACUGCCGCCGGCCCGUCGCUCGAAUACUCCUUCUUUAGCUUCUCGAAACCCAGUAAUGCUAAACUCACGGUCUACCUGUCAAGCUCGGAGAACGCCAACUCGGAGAGGCCGAAUAGUCGCCGCCGAUGCCGGACAGGAGCCGAGGGGGUGGGAAAACGCGGUGACGAGGAAUACUUGGAUGACAGACUCGAAUCUCGGGGCCCUUUCGAGUGGCAAUCACACCCUGCGCGUGUGGCUUUUGGAGCCGACGAUGGUGCUGACAAAGUUGGUCGUUGA
Molecule: messenger RNA, 2832 nt
Organism: Thyridium curvatum
Lineage: Eukaryota; Fungi; Ascomycota; Sordariomycetes; Thyridiales; Thyridiaceae
Exons: 3
Coding region: 1-2832 (943 amino acids)
Source: RefSeq, a predicted model, not a curated record